UUAAAGAAAAUAACUUUGCUUAAAUUUGUUAAACUUAUAUUUAAAUCAUUAGAAAAUUUAAUAAAAAAUUAAAAAACAAUAUCUAAAUAAUAAAUAAUUUAUUGUUUAAUUUUGAGCAACAAAAUAAAAAGUGCUAACAAUAAAUGAAAAAAUCAACGCAAACAAGCAACUAAAGCACGUGACUGCAAAUAAACUGCAACCCCUAAAAUCAAAAAAUUUGUGCGAACUUUCCAAACAACAAACCCAAGAACCCAAAUAAAUCAGAAAUAAAUUGACAAACUCAAUCUCAAUUGAAAUAAUUACAGUGAAGCCCACUCAAUUGCUUUCAAUAUCAAUUAUUUGCAAAAUCAGAAACCCAAAUCCGCCCGAAAACGAAAUUAAAAAUUCAUUUAAUUGAAAGCGGCGAGAAAGAAAAAGACUUCACAACGAUCGCCGCACACAAUCUAAACGCCGACGUCAAUGACGAGCAAUUUCCCAAUAAACAAUUUGAAAAUUUCUCAUUGCCGUCGUUGCCCAGCCAUAGAAGAAAACGUGAAGACAUGCCGCCCUCUGCGUUCCUAGUUGGUUCCACCAUUUCGACAACAGCAAAGACAGCAGCAGCAGCAGUGACAGCAACGAGUAGCAGUAACAGCAAUAACGGCAUUUGUAACGCACGCAGCACACCAACAAAAUAUACGAUUUUGACGCCAGCAACAACACCGAAACUGCUGUCGCCGAUAAAGAACACAUCGUCGACCUGUUCCUCGCCAUCGCUGUCGCCACAAGCAUUGCAAGCGCGUUACGCGGCGUGUAGCCCCACCAGCGCACACAAAUACAUUAAUAAUAAUAAUAACAACAACAACAAUAAUAAUAAUAACAAUUGUCAAACAGUACAAAAUUACAAUUACUUAAGUGCUACGACACAACAACAACAACAGCAACAACAACAACAACAGCUGCAACAGGAUCAGCUGGAGCAGCAAUAUUUGCAAUUGCAACAGUAUCAGGCACAGCAGCAGUUGAAGCGAUCAACGCCACAAAAAAUGGUGCUGCAAAGCUAUGAAAAUUACACCUCUUACCAUUUGCCUGCCCAUCAUCAGCACGCUGCGCAUGCGUUGACGCAUCAGCUGUCGUUGCCACAGUCGCAUCAGCAACAUCAGGCGCAACAGCAGCAGCAUCAACAACAUGCGCAACAACACCAGCCUCAGUCACAGCAUCAGCAGCAAACGCAUCAAUAUCAACAACAGUCGCCGCAACAUCAACAGCAGCAACAACAACACCUGCAGCAGCAAGGUUUGCAGUCGAUGACGCAGCAUCAUCGCUUGUCGGGCGGCAGCACUGGCAGCGCCUCUGUUAGUUCCUCGUCAUCGUCCGGCGGCGCCUCGACAACCGCUGCAGGCCUCGGUGGCAGCACGUCGGGCUUGAGCACAGCCGCUUCGUCGUUGCUUGACUCACCGAAUCCUACCGCCUCGUCGCUCGGCAUUGGCUACUUCAAUGACAUGGCCACCAAUUAUGUUGGUGACUACUCCUCGCCACAUCAUCCAACCGCGAACUCAUAUUACACCGACAUCGAUGCGAAUUUCUUUAGUCAAGGCUACAGCAGUAAUCCGCAUGAUCACAGCAACAACAGCCCGCCCCCGCAAACGCAACAACAAACGCAGAAUGCUAACAACAAUGGUGGUUCGUUGCUUUCGCAUGCGCAGCAGCAGCAACAACAACAACAACAGUCGCAACAAAGCAAUCCCGCCGCCAACAGCAAUGCGUCAGGCGUCAACGCCAACCAGUCGACCGGUCCGACGCCCAAUCACAACAACAACAACAGUGCCAAUAUGAAUUACAUGCACGUGGCGUUACGAAACUCGGCCGCUGCGGCCGCACUCUACAGCCAACAUCAGAUGAAAGAGGAACCGGGCACACAGAACACCUCCUCCUAUUCGAGUCUUGGCAGUGGCAGUAGUAACGGCCAAACCGAUCCGGCUGAUCUCUCUGUUUCAUCCGUUUAUGGUUUGCCACCACAUCUGGCAGGUGCGGCCGCUGCGGCAGCUGUUGCUGCAGCCACCGGUGUACAUUACGAUGAUAAUGAUUAUCACAGCACGAUCUCAUCGCAAGAACAUCCGAAUUAUCAGGAUAGCGGCGCCGAUUUCUAUGGACUUGCUGUGGCGAAUAAUGAACAGAAAUACAAUGCCUACGGACGCUCACCAUUCCCCGAUUCCUAUGCCUCGGAGUAUGGUUCGUACGAUCCAACGCGUUUCUCAUCAAUGAGCGGUCAGUCGCCGGCAGAUCAAUGGGGCGUGCAUCAUGCUGGGCAACAUUCGGCCGCGUAUAUGAAUACGAUGAGUUUGGAGAAGGCACUCAUGGGCGCAUAUCCCAUGCAAGGUGGUGUGCCGUGCUUUACCGGCUCUGGGCCGAUACAGUUGUGGCAAUUUCUAUUGGAGCUGCUGAUGGAUAAGACGUGUCAGGGCUUCAUUUCGUGGACUGGCGAUGGCUGGGAGUUCAAGUUGACCGAUCCAGAUGAGGUUGCUCGUCGCUGGGGUAUACGCAAGAAUAAGCCAAAAAUGAACUACGAAAAGCUCAGUCGUGGUCUCCGCUAUUAUUACGACAAGAACAUCAUCCAUAAGACGGCAGGCAAGCGCUACGUCUACAAAUUCGUUUGUGAUCUACAAAACCUGAUUGGCUACACGCCAGAAGAAUUAUGUGCUAAAUAUGACCUCAAGACGGACAAGAAAGAUGAUGAUUAGAUUGCUGUUUGAGGGCUGAACGCCUAGGCGGUAAACUAAAGUUAGCUAUGACUACAGCAACGAGCCCCCAAGCCAACCAACCCCACACUCACACAUACACACACACUCAAAGUGAACCUAAAGCUGUGCUUUAAUUGCGAGUGCAAACUUGACAAUGCCAAAUGCUAUGAGAUCAUCAAGCUAACCUCAUUAUUGGUUCCAAGUUCGCACAUGUGGGCGUCCGCAAGUGGUGUGUGGUCGGGGGUUGCGGUGCAUGCAUGCGAAUGUGGAUUCUUCCAAAUGUGCUUAAUUUUUGAAAGUACACACACACAUUAUUUACACACACAUACAUACACAUAGAGAAGCAUAUAAUAUAUACACAUUUGCAGUUGUAAUUAUAUUUUAGUACGCAUACAUAUAUGCAUAUGCAUAUACCGUUAUUUAAAGUAUGUAUUUGCUAUUUUCUGUGCUUACUCAUGUUUAAGUCAUUUAAUUAUGAAUUCAAUUAAUUUGUUUGAGGAGAUUACAAGCUUACUUAUAUAGUAUACAUAUAUGCAUACAUAACUGUACAUAGUGUGCUAAGGAACAUAAGUCGUGCGCACGAAAAAUAAGAGAAACCCUAAUAAUCGUGAUCUUAAUUUUAAGUUUGCACAACAGUUUUACAUUAUUACAUAACAUAUACAUAUAACGUACUCAUAAUUUAUAUAAAAUAUUGCAAAUAUUUAGUGAGAAACGAAAAUAUAAUUUUAAUGUUACUUUUCUAAAUUAAAUAGCUGUUAGUUAUUAAAAAUAAAUUAAAAAUCAUAAAAACGUUGUAUAAAUUUCUAAAUAUGAAAAUUAGUGUGCUUAAGUAAAAAAAAAAUCAAAAAUAUCUAAGUUUUUUAGUGCCUAGUAUGUUUUAAAGCGCAAUUUUUCAUAUAAGUUAAUUUUAAUUUAAAAGUAUAUACUUUCAGAAAGUUGCUAAAUUCAAAAGAAAAUUUGGUUAAAAAAAAUAUUUUGAGUAAUAGGAAAAAUAAAAAAAUAAAAUAAAAUAUAUUGGAGAAAAAAUGUUUUAAGUUAUAUAAUAAUCAAUAAAUUUCAAAACUAAUGAAGAAUAAUUAAAAUAUAAAAAAUCUGCUAAAACCUGAACUAAUUUAUUAAAAAAAAAAUAAAUAAAAAUAAAGUAAAAGAAAUAAAUGUAAAAAUUGCAAAUAAAAUAAAAAAUAAAACAAAAUAUGAUAAAAAGGUAGAAUUGAAGUUAAAAGAAAUCAGAGAAAGCUAUUAUAAAAUUAAAUCCAAAUUAAAUAAAACAAAACAAUAAAAUAAAUAAGAAAAGGAAAUUCAAUUAAAACAAACCAAAAGGAAAAUAAAAUAAAAAAUAAAACUUAAUUUUAAUUAAAUUAAAAAACAAAUAAAAGA
Bactrocera neohumeralis is the source of this 4094-nucleotide messenger RNA. RefSeq names its product ETS-like protein pointed (gene pnt). Gene Ontology annotation, cellular component: nucleus. The record is from RefSeq and is a predicted model, not a curated record. NCBI's taxonomy places the organism in Eukaryota, Metazoa, Arthropoda, Insecta, Diptera, Tephritidae. Gene Ontology annotation, biological process: cell differentiation; regulation of transcription by RNA polymerase II. Gene Ontology annotation, molecular function: sequence-specific DNA binding; DNA-binding transcription factor activity, RNA polymerase II-specific.